Messenger RNA from Macrosiphum euphorbiae (potato aphid), 204 nucleotides. The record is from the annotation of a GenBank genome assembly. Lineage: Eukaryota; Metazoa; Arthropoda; Insecta; Hemiptera; Aphididae.
AUGCUAACAGAACAGAACAAAUCAUUAGUCAAACAGUUCGACCGAAUACCAUGUGUUACCGUAAGAGAAGAUAGAAAUCAAGGGGACAACCUCAAAGGAGAGGAAAAAAUCAAUAGAUUAAAUAUUCAAACCGAGAAAAUCCAACAAUUUUCAAGGGGACCAACAGCAUUAAAACAGCAAGAUCAAAAUCCACCACCUAUUUGA